AUGCUCACUCUCUACAUUCUCACUCUCGCACGCCGCAUCUUGCUGGACAAUCUCCAGCAUAUGCUCCGCGCUACUCUGCUACUCAACUCUCUUCUCUCUGGCUCCAAGCCUGGGGGCCAAGAGCUGCUGCUGCCUACACCGACGACCAACGAUGGCAUCGACCUCGACCCGACACCGACGCGCGCUGUGGUUGUGACCGCCGACACCACGCUUAUCGCUGUCACCUGCUGGGUUGUCUGUGUCGUCGCUACGCUCGGUCUGUCUGUCGGCUGGCUGCUCUGGCAUCCCUAUGCGCCUGGCUCGGAGUGCGGCAAGUAUGUGGUCGCAAGUCUCGGUGCUGUGUGCUCGUCUGCCACUGGAACGACGUCGGACCCUCCGGGGUGGGAGGCUGACAUGAAGCCGAGGAAGAAAGUCAAGAUGCGACCUCGGCCUGUGUCCGGGCGUCGUCAGCGUCGUGUGCGCCUCCUGGAGCGGUCGAAGCAAUGUGGUCCUCGCAAGUCUCAGGUCAAUGCUGGGUCUGCCUGGUCGCUCGGGUCUCUGCCGGUCAUCAAGCUGCUCACUUGGUACUCUCCUGCUGCUGUCGACGAGUCUUCUCUGCCUGCUGCGCCUAGUGUCGAAGAGGUCAAGGCCGACGACAUGGGCUUCUACUUCUCGUCAGCCGACAUUGGGUUGCUCGACGCCUUCGUCCGCGAGCGCUAUGUCCUCGCCUGGAAGCUCGUCUACGUGUCGCUCGGGGACGCCUCUGCCACGCUGAUCCUGCGCAUGCUGUUCACACAUGAAGGCGCGCACCCGGAUGACGCACCGAUCGACUGUGCCGUGUUCCUCCCGCUCGUCGCUGCGCACAACCAGGAAGCACUGUUCAAGGUGUGGCUCGGUGACCACUUUGUCGGCAUAGGGCAGCCUGGGCAGAUGGUGUGGAGCGAGUACCAGGUGUAUGCUCGGAGCGUGGGACUGCAGCUCUGGAAUCACCUGUGGGACUGGGAAGUGUCGGCCACGCUGGACGCCAUCGACGCUGCGCUCGCUGGGCAGGAUGGACCUUGUGCUGAGGCAGAAGUUGGCGUUGACGACUCCGGCUUUGAGGACGAGCAGUACGGAUGGGAUGGCGAAGAUGAGCCGGACAACGCCUGGGACGGCGGAGAAGACACGGAUGGCUACUACCCUGACGGCGACGCGGCCUAUGAGCAGCAGCCCAGUGGCCAGGGUUCGGCCUACGAUGCACUGCUCGCUGCCCUCGACGAUGCCAUUGCUAUGAAUGGCGGUGCAGGCACCGACAUGCAGCAUGGCGUUGACGAUGGUGGCUAUGAGGACGAAGCGCAAGGAUGCUACGAUGAGGACGAGGCUUAUCGCUCCUGGAACGGCUCGUACCACGACGAUGACGCGGCAUCCGGUCCUUGCGACUGCGAACGAUAUACACGCUCGUUCUACGGAGAGGAAGAGCGUGCACAAACAAGCAAGCAGGAAUCAACUAUUGUGCAGAAGCAGAUUAUGCCCACCAACCUGUGCCUUGCUGGUGCUGUGGUCGUAUUCUCCCUCCUGCUACUUUUCCGAGGAAAAUCAAACUAUGCAUUGAACAACAUUCCCGGACCGCCCUCUCAGUCUCUCUGGACGGGGAAUCUGAAUCAAUGGCUCGCACGCGACGGCGCAGAGUUCCAACGAAAUGUGGCCUUCAAUUACGGUCCUGUUGCGAAGAUACAUGGUUUUAUAGGCCGGCCGAUUCUGUACGUUGCGGAUCCGAAAGCCUUACAAACUAUUUUAGUCAAAGAAGAACAUGUCUAUCAAGAAAUGCCAGCGUUCUUCGCGCACAUGAAUCUGCUUUUCGGACCUGGCUUGCUAGGCACGGCUGGCGACAAGCAUCGUAAGCAGAGGAAGCUCUUGAACCCUGUGUUCUCCAUCAGACAUAUGUGUCAUAUGUUGCCAAUCUUCUACGGUGUCGUGCAUAAGCUUCGGGAUGCAAUUGCCAUGCGCAUUUCUGACGGCCCCGCCGAGAUCGACUUCCUUCACUGGAUGGGCCGGACAGCGCUCGAGUUAAUUGGCCAAGGCGGCCUAGGAUAUUCCUUUGACAAGUUGGUAGAAGAUGGCGACAAUGAAUAUGGGCAUGCCAUAAAAUCCCUCCAGCCGACUCUACAACGAAUCAACAUUCUCAGGCGGCUGCUUCCGUACGUUCACAAGCUCGGACCCGUGUGGUUCCGGCGCCUAGUCAUGCAGUACUUCCCCAUCAAGAACGUGCGGGAAGCCAAGAUGUGCGUCGAUACAAUGCACCGCUGCUCUACGGAGAUAUACAAGUCCAAGAAGAUCGCUCUUGCGAGGGGCGAGGAGGCGGUCUUGAAGCAGGUCGGAGAGGGGAAGGACAUCAUGAGUAUCUUGAUGAAGGCAAACAUGGAAGCUUCUGUGGCCGAUCGGAUCCCAGAGGAGGAGCUAUUGGCUCAAAUGUCGACAUUCAUUUCUGCUGCUACAGAUACGACCUCAAACACGCUGGCUCGCAUUCUGGAGCAAUUAGCGAUUCACCCGCAGACGCAACAGAAGUUGCGCGAAGAAAUUAUAACUGCUAAUGCUGGAGAAACAAUGGCAUACGACGACUUGGACAGCCUACCUCUCCUCGAUGCAGUAUGUAGGGAGACCUUGCGAGUCUUCCCCUCGGUCACUAACCUUGCGCGCACGCCGAUACAAGACACGAUCCUUUCCCUAUCUGAACCAAUUGUUGGUGUCAAUGGCACGGUUAUGCACGAGAUCAUGGUGCCGAAGGGGACCGAAAUUUUCAUCGGUGUUCAGGGCAGCAAUGGAAGCCAGGCACGCUGGGGAGGUGACUCUUACGAGUGGAAGCCCGAGCGCUGGCUCUCACCGCUUCCCAAGACGGUCACCGGAGCUCCUGUGCCAGGGGUUUAUUCCAAUCUGCAAGUCGCUCUAUGUAUGCUGGAUGACGUUCAUGGCGGGAAGGCGGGCUUGCAUGUGCGUGCGGAUAUGAGUUUGUCAUCCGGGUUCAAGUUCUCGGAGAUGGAAAUGAAGAUCGUCCUCGCCGUUCUGCUCUCCAACUUCACCUUCGAGCUGACCGCCAAGCCGAUCGAAUGGAACGUCUCCGGCGUCCGGUACCCCACGGUUGGGAAGGAGAGUAACGUGGCUCAACUCCCGCUCAAGGUUGGAUUGUACAGCAAUGGCAAGACAUAG
Messenger RNA from Postia placenta MAD-698-R-SB12, 3162 nucleotides. RefSeq lists its product as hypothetical. The record is from RefSeq and is a predicted model, not a curated record. The coding region runs from base 1 to 3162 and encodes 1053 amino acids. NCBI's taxonomy places the organism in Eukaryota, Fungi, Basidiomycota, Agaricomycetes, Polyporales, Adustoporiaceae. Gene Ontology annotation, molecular function: oxidoreductase activity, acting on paired donors, with incorporation or reduction of molecular oxygen; monooxygenase activity; iron ion binding. The transcript has 19 exons.